AAAGCCUGGUGCGCUAGUGUGUAACGCUAUAGGCUGGAGGGAGGAGAGGAGAGGGAGGGAGGCAGCUGUUGCCAUUAUUCCAGGAGGCAGCUCAGAUACAUCAUCCUCGCUGAAGCAGAAAAAAGACGAUGAGGCUGUCGACUCCAUCACACGAGAAGAAAAACUGAACCUACAUUUGAAAACCAGACACAAACAACAACAACAACAAAAGUUAAAUCAAUGGUACAGAAAAGUAGUAUGUCCAGGACGCCUUCGACCUCAACCCAGGAGAUCCAAAUGGACAUGUUCGACCAUCAUCCACACACACAGGGGAAGUAUGCCAAGAGAAAGGGACGUUUCAAGCGCUCAGAUGGAAGCACCUCCUCCGACACUACCUCCAACAGUUUUGUUCGACAGGGCUCCGCAGACUCGUACACCAGCCGGCCGUCGGACUCUGACGUGUCUCUGGAGGAGGACCCCGAGGCUCUGAGAAAGGAGGCUGACAGACAGGCACUUGCCACACUAGAGAAAGCAAAGACCAAACCAGUGGCGUUUGCUGUGAGGACAAAUGUGGGAUACAACCCCGGCCCGAGCGACGAUGUUCCUGUGCAGGGCAUGGCCAUAUCCUUUGAAGCCAAAGACUUCCUGCACAUUAAAGAGGUUUGGAUGAACCGUGGACUAAGACAGAGUUUUUACAUUCAAGUGUCACACAUCCUUAUACUGGAGAGUUUCUAG
Cynoglossus semilaevis (tongue sole) is the source of this 714-nucleotide messenger RNA. Its product is annotated as voltage-dependent L-type calcium channel subunit beta-1-like. The coding region runs from base 220 to 714 and encodes 164 amino acids. Gene Ontology annotation, biological process: calcium ion transmembrane transport. Gene Ontology annotation, molecular function: voltage-gated calcium channel activity; protein binding. The record is from RefSeq and is a predicted model, not a curated record. Lineage: Eukaryota; Metazoa; Chordata; Actinopteri; Pleuronectiformes; Cynoglossidae. Gene Ontology annotation, cellular component: voltage-gated calcium channel complex. The transcript has 5 exons.